UAGUACUUCGGCAAAAUGCUCUUUAUUGUUUUGCAGUGCAAAAACUUAAUUGCUGACGUUGGGGAUAUGAUGAGCGUCCAAGUGAUUGUUGAAGGAUCAAUGAAUAGUUCGAACCCCUACUUCUCAAGCUCUUGGCGGCGGGACUUCGCUGGGGGUUUCAUUCUGGAUAUGGGCGUACACUUCAUUGCUGGAUUACGGAUGCUUGUUGGAUGUGAGGUGGUAUCAGUUUCAGCGACUACCUCCUAUGUGGAUAAGUCUUUACCUCCGCCAGAUAACAUAUCCUCGCUCUUCCAACUGGAGAAUGGAUGUUCUGGUGUUUUCGUAAUGGUGUUUCUACUUGAUUUACAUCGUAAGCAGUUUUCUUUUUUCCAGGUUAAUCUUGUAAGAACUAAAGAAAACUUACCAAUAUUCGUUCUGCUUGCAAAGAUGAAAAUGUGAAGCUAUCUCCACCUC
Cucumis sativus (cucumber) is the source of this 453-nucleotide messenger RNA. RefSeq lists its product as uncharacterized. Gene Ontology annotation, molecular function: oxidoreductase activity. Gene Ontology annotation, biological process: NADPH regeneration. Bases 16 to 438 code for a protein of 140 amino acids. Gene Ontology annotation, cellular component: cytoplasm. The record is from RefSeq and is a predicted model, not a curated record. The transcript is spliced from 4 exons. NCBI's taxonomy places the organism in Eukaryota, Viridiplantae, Streptophyta, Magnoliopsida, Cucurbitales, Cucurbitaceae.